CGUUCUGAUGAAAAUCUUCUUCUUCUACGAGAUCUGAGUUUCAUUUGUAUAUUCACGGAAGAGAAGAAGAAUGACGAUGAUUUAUCCACCAGAGGAUCAAAUCGUCGCAUAUUAUCUGAAGAUGAUCACGGACAAAGGAAACGAUUGGUCAAGCAACUUUCUCGAAAGCAAAGACGUAUACUGCGUAAAUCCAUGGACGCAUUUCAAUACUCGAGAACCUUUGGUCCUACACGACGGAAGAUACUUGUUCGUUAACCGGACAGAGAAUUCCGGUAAAACCGAUGGAUGUGAAUCUGGUUGCUGGAGAAUCAUGGGUCGGGAUAAACUGAUCAAGUCGGAGAAGAACGGGGAGAUUCUAGGGUUCAAGAAGGUUUUCAAGUUCUGUGAGAAGGAGGAACCUAAAUCGAUUUUUAGGUGUUGGGAAAAGGAGAAGAGAAGAGUAAGAGACAAGAGGAUUUGGGUGAUGCAAGAGUAUAUGCUUGCGAGUAAAUGGAAACGAGAUUACGUGAUCUGCAAGAUUCGUCUUCUGAAUCCUCACCCACUUGAGUUCAUGUUAUCCAACCAUAUUCGAGGUUACUAUAUAUGA
Eutrema salsugineum is the source of this 586-nucleotide messenger RNA. RefSeq names its product protein CUP-SHAPED COTYLEDON 1. The coding region runs from base 71 to 586 and encodes 171 amino acids. Gene Ontology annotation, biological process: regulation of DNA-templated transcription. The record is from RefSeq and is a predicted model, not a curated record. The transcript has a single exon. Gene Ontology annotation, molecular function: DNA binding. NCBI's taxonomy places the organism in Eukaryota, Viridiplantae, Streptophyta, Magnoliopsida, Brassicales, Brassicaceae.